Entrophospora sp. SA101 is the source of this 3042-nucleotide messenger RNA. Lineage: Eukaryota; Fungi; Glomeromycota; Glomeromycetes; Entrophosporales; Entrophosporaceae. The record is from the annotation of a GenBank genome assembly.
AUGCAAAAAAUAAUUGUGAAGUUGUUGAUCACAAGAUCGUGUAACAGGUUUCAAAAAAAUUUUUAUAACAUGGAAAGUAAUUUCAAUGACAAAAUUAUCAUAAAAAAUCUAGUAGUUAGAAUUAUUAUUGGUGUUGAUUCAUGGGAGCGCGUUAAACGUCAACCUGUUACAAUUAAUGCUGUUAUUCGUAUUAACGUUUCUCAAGCCGGAGAAACAGAUCAUUUAUCACACACUGUUAAUUAUGGAUCAGUAUGUAAGACGAUCACACAACAUGCAGAAGAGUCAACCUACAAGUCGCUUGAGGCUUUAGCAGAUGGUUUGGCCAAAAUUUGCAUAAAAGAAUACAAGGUACCCCAAAUUACAAUUCGUGUAGAAAAACCUCGUGCUUUGUUGCAUGCAACUUCAGCUGGUGUAGAAAUUACAAGAACUAAAGAAGAUUAUGGACCUAUUGAAAAGGAUCCAGAUGCAUUGCCUGCCUCGAUCAAUAAUCAUCACGAUAUAAUUUUUGUUAAGGAUUUGAAAGUUAGUACGAUCAUUGGUGUUAAUCCGUGGGAAAGGGAGGAAAAACAAAUUGUGAUUUUGAAUUUGACCACAUAUCCAAGUUUUCCUGUUAGCGCACUACAAAAGGAUCAUGUCACGAAACCACAUAACUAUCGAACAAUAGUAAGAACUAUCAUAAAGCAUGUAGAACAAUCGAAAUAUAAAACGGUGGAAGCGUUUGCUACCGCUGUUGCCAGAAUAGCUAUAAUAGAAUGUCAUGUUAAUAAAAUCACAAUUCAUGUGGAAAAACCAAGUGCACUAAUGUUUGCAGAAUCUGCAGGAAUUGAAAUUACUAGAAGUAAACAUGAUUUCGAGAAUGAAAUAAGGGUCAUCACACAUCCAUAUUUGAAUCCUUUGGAUGAUAAGGAUCAUCAAGCAACUUCUCUUGUUGUGAAACAAGACUCUAAUAUAUCAGAUGAGUUAAAACAUUUUGCUUUUAUUGCUUUGGGUUCAAAUAUGGGUGAUACUAUUGUAAAUAUUAAUGAAGCAUUGAUUCAAAUUGAAAAAAAUCACGGCUGUAAAAUAUUGGAUACUUCGUUUCUUUAUGAGACAUCUCCAAUGUAUAUCACAGAUCAGCCAAAAUUCUUAAAUGCUGCAUGCAGAGUAGCAACAAGUUUAGAUCCUGAAGCUUUGCUUAAAAAGUUACAAGAAGUUGAAUAUAAUAUGGGAAGAUUUGAGAAAUCAUAUGUAAAAUAUGAGUUUGUUUUGCGGCCGUUAUGCGAUAUUGGAAAGAAGGUUGAACAUCCUAAACUUUAUAAGACAUGUGGUCAACUACUUUCUCAACUUCUCAACUCUCAAUCUUAUAAUUCCGAUAAUGUCAUCAAUAAAAUAUUACCAAUUAGAAAGAGCACAUGGACCUGGAACACAAAAACAUUUAUAAUGGGAAUAAUAAACGUGACACCAGAUAGUUUUAGCGACGGAGGUCUUUUCACCUCGGUAGAUGAUGCAGUUAAUCAUGCCGAAAAACUUGUAGCUGAAGGUGCUGAUAUUAUUGAUAUUGGUGGUGUAUCCACAAGACCAAAUGCAGAUGAUGUAUCUGUAGAAGAGGAGAUCUCACGUGUUAUCCCUGUUAUAAAAGCUAUAAGAUCCAAAAAAGGCAUGGACAAUGAUAUUAUUAUUUCUAUUGACACAUUUCGAGCCGAAGUAGCAAAAAAAGCAAUUGAAGCAGGCGCUGAUUUUAUCAAUGAUAUUUCUGGUGGAAAACUUGACCCGAAUAUGUAUCAAGUUAUGGCCGAGGCAAAUGUACCAGUUUGUCUUCAACAUAUGCGUGGCGAUCCAAAAACAAUGCAAAAAUUAACACAGUAUGAUAAUGUGAUUUCAGAUAUCAGUAACGAACUUUAUGAGCGUGUUCAACACGCAAUGGAAUCAGGCGUUAAACGUUGGAAUAUUAUUAUUGAUCCUGGCUUUGGAUUUGCCAAGAAUUAUGAACAAAAUUUUGAAAUUUUAAGAAAAUUAAAAGAGUUUAAUGGCGAGAAUGGACCAUUCGAAGGAUUUCCUUGUCUUGUUGGACCGUCGCGUAAAAAUUUUAUAGGCUUAGCAACAAAUCAACCGAUUGCUAAUAAAAGGGGAUACGGAACAGCGGCUGCAUGCGCAGCAUCUAUUUCCGGAGGUGCAAAUGUUCUCAGAGUUCACGAUGUUAAAGAAAUGGCAGAUGUUGCACUGGAUUUUCAAAACAAUAAUGAGAAAAAUGUAAUCAAAAUUACAUUAAAUAGACCAAAACGUGGUAAUUCAUUGAAUUUACCAAUGGUUUUAGAACUAAUAGAAAUUUUUGAGUGGCUUGAAAAUCAAUCAUUGAUAAGAGUUGUUAUUCUGACAGGAUCUGGGGGAUUUUUUUGUACAGGAAUGGCUUUAGAAACUGCGCUUACUAAUUCACUUAAAUAUUAUAAUGAUGACAUUAGAGUAGAAUAUUUAGAAUUGUUAGAAAAAGAAUUUAAUGACGGACAAAAAUUAUAUAAAACGAUUAAAAAUUGCAAAAAACCAAUUAUUUCACUGAUAAACGGACCAGCGUUAGGAGGUGGAAUUGGAUUGGUGUUUGUAACAGAUAUAAGGAUAGCAAUCAAGGACACAUUUUUCAAAUUUUCAGAAGUAAAAUAUGGGCUGAUGCCAUCAAUCAUAUCACAAUUUAUAGUGCCGGAAUUAGGUCCAUUCAAAUCCAAACAAUAUUUUAUAACAGGCGAAACAAUCAGAGUUGACCAAGCACUAAAAGAUAAUUUUAUUAGUGAUGUAGCAGUGGAUUCAAAGGAAUUGGACGAAAAAUGCAAUUAUUAUAUCGAGAAAUUGAUUGAGAGCGCGCCUAAAAGUAUUGGAAAAAUUAAAGAUUUAGUUAAAUUCAUCACUAGUAAAAAUAAUUUGAAAGGAGAGGCAGGAGAAGUAAAGGAAGAGUUAAUUAUUAAAGAUUAUUUUGUUAAUAUGAUGAUUUCUGAUGAGGCAAAAGUUGGUUUGACUGCCUAUAAAAAUAAGGAAAAACCUAAUUGGAAUAAUCAUAUUUUAUCAAAAUUGUAA